This is a messenger RNA of Penicillium verhagenii, 1341 nucleotides long. RefSeq names its product NADH:flavin oxidoreductase/NADH oxidase family protein. The transcript has 2 exons. Gene Ontology annotation, molecular function: FMN binding; oxidoreductase activity. NCBI's taxonomy places the organism in Eukaryota, Fungi, Ascomycota, Eurotiomycetes, Eurotiales, Aspergillaceae. The record is from RefSeq and is a predicted model, not a curated record. The coding region runs from base 1 to 1341 and encodes 446 amino acids.
AUGUCCCACGUUCCUCGAUUCGAGAGCGAAAAUGUCGAUCCCAGCCCCCUGGGCAGGCCUCUCACAUUCACCUUCUCGGGCCGGACAGCCCCCAACAGAUUUCUGGCAGGAGCUAUGAGUGAACGGCUGGCAUCGUUCACCCUAGCCGAUAUCGAGAACCGGGGCAUUCCUUCCCCCGAGCUAGUCAACGUUUACAAGAACCGCGGCACGGGCGGAAUCGGACUCAACUUGACCGGCAAUGUGAUGAUUGACCCUGGCCACCUUGAAGCGGCAGGGAACACAGUCAUCCCCCGUCGCUCGCCUUUCUCUGGCGAGCGCUUUGAGCGUUUCCGGGAACUCGCAGCAGCGGGAAAGGCUGCGGGGGGUCUCAUCGUCGCUCAGGUUGGGCACCCGGGUCGUCAAACGCCCGAAUAUCUUCAGUCAAACACGAUCAGUGCUAGCGCUGUGCCGAUGAAGACGGGUAAUCUUGGCAUGACGUUCGCGACGCCUCGUGCUGCGACUGAAGAUGAUAUCGCUGGUGUUAUUGAUGGCUUUGCGCAUGCUGCUGAGUUCCUUGAUAAGGCGGGCUUUGAUGGACUGGAGCUACACGGUGCUCAUGGAUACCUGCUUAGCCAGUUCUUGUCGCCCACUACCAAUCUCAGAAAUGAUCGGCAUGGAGGUAGUCUGGAGAACAGGAUGAGGUUGAUCGUAGAGGUCAGGGACGAAAUUGCUAAAAGAGUGCGCCCUGAUUUUGUUGUGGGUAUCAAGAUCAACAGCGUCGAAUUUCAGGAGAAGGGUUUCCAGCCUGAAGAGGCUAAGGAGCUUUGCCGGACACUUGAGAACCACAAGUUCGAUUUUGUUGAGCUGUCCGGUGGAACAUAUGAGAAUUGGCCUCUUUCCGACCCUAAACGGUCGUCCACUAUUGGACGUGAAGCUUUCUUCCUCCAAUUUGCAAAGCUUAUCGUGCCCGGUCUUACAAAGACCAAGACCUAUGUGACCGGAGGCAUGAAGACAGUCGAAGGCAUGGUCAAGGCAUUGGAUACUGUCGACGGGGUCGGUCUCGGUCGCCCUCUGUGCCAGGAGCCCAGCUUCUGCAAGGAUAUUUUGUCUGGCAAGAUUCAGGGCAGCAUGGUUCAAAAAAUCGACAUGCAGAAUUUCUUUGCCACUGCUGCAGCAAGUGGUCUCCAGAUUAAGCAGCUGGGACAAGAACUUCAGCCCAUCGACCUUUCUAUUGAGGAGAAUACUGCUAAAACUUUUGGUGCCUUGGGCCAGUGGAAGGAGGCGCAACAGAAAAACCCCGACUUGUACCAAUUUCCUGCUGUACCCGAUUAUAACGUCCCAUUUGUUGCGACGAUGGCCUAG